Eimeria tenella is the source of this 843-nucleotide messenger RNA. RefSeq lists its product as uncharacterized. The transcript has a single exon. Lineage: Eukaryota; Apicomplexa; Conoidasida; Eucoccidiorida; Eimeriidae. The record is from RefSeq and is a predicted model, not a curated record. Bases 1 to 843 code for a protein of 280 amino acids.
AUGGCAUUGGGGGCUCAAAGACAAAAGAAAGAAAAGCAAAGCGAUGAAAAAGACACAGAAAUAAACACAGGAAAUACAAACUGCAGCAGCAGCAGCAGCAACAGCAGCAACAGCAGCAGCAGCAGCACUUCUCAGACGGGCAAUGAGCAUACCCGUGGAGAGGAAGAUACUGCGAACAUAGUCUCUAAAGACACCGACGGAAGCAGCAGCAGCAGCGGCGCUGAGAGAAGCAGCAGCAGCAGCAGUAGCAGCAGCAGCAGCAGCAGCAGCAACAGCAGCAGCGGCGAAAGCAGCAGCAGCAGCAGUAGCAGCAGCAGCAGCAGCAACUCCGAAGGCAGUAGCAUCAACAGCGGCAGCAGCAAUGGAAGCGUCGAAAGCAACAGCAGCAGCAGCAAAGACAACAACAACAACGAGCCCAGCAGCAGCAAAGACAACAACAACAACGAGCCCAGCAGCAGCAGCAGCGGCAGCAGCAGUGCUCAAGAGCCUCCUGAGGAAGAAGCUGAGGGUGUUUGCGGAACCCUUCGCGAUUCCCGCAGAGGCAAGAUUUGUUUGCGGUCUCCCCGCUGCUGCUGCUGUUGUUGCUGCUGCGGUUGCUGCUGCUGUUGCUGCUGCUGUUGUUGCUGCUGUGUUGCUGCUGCAGCAGCUGCUGGCUCUCUCGCUCUGGCUGCUGUUGUCGUUGCUGCUGCUGCUUCUGUUGCUGCUGCCGCGGCAGCCAAUGCCGGUGGCCUUGCUGCUGCCAUUGCUGCCUGCUGCUGCUGCCACGCUGCUGCGGCUGCUGCUGCUGCUGCUGCUGCUGCGCAGGCCCCGGCUGGGAAGGUGUCUCCGUUUGUCUCCUUUUAG